AUGAUGGAAGUUUGAGAGUUUAACAGGGGAGAAGUGAAUGAAAAGGACCGAACUGGAGACCGCCCCUACGCGACAUUUAAAAAAAAAAUCGAGUUUUUAAUUUCUUGGUGGAGGCUGUCACCUUUCAUAUAUGUGUUGGGACCUGAGCAUCGUGGAUUGUUGUAUGUUCGGUGGCUUUUAUUUUUUAAGGAUGUGUAGACGAGCUAGUGCGCUAGCCGUUGAAGCUAGCGGCUAGACGGAGCGCGAGCGGAGUGCGAGCGGGGUUCUGACAACCGUGAAGCGCCCGGAGAGGAUCCUCUCUCCGCCUUUGCGCUCAAUCACGGCGGCUACGGUGCGACCAGAGACUUGUCGUGCUCUAGAAAUUCUGCAGUUCGAGACGUGGGAAGUUGCUUAUUGUUUCACCCGGGGCUCGUCUGAGCCGAGGAGGGCAUUUUGGAAGCCGGGCCUGUGGUGGUUUGGAGCGAGGCCCUUGAUGAGAGAGCCACAGCAGACUCAAUACUAGCUAGCAGGGGGACUGCGAAACCAGCAGAUCAUAAAGACGACGUGUCGUCGGAAAGCAACAAUACUCCCUCUCACACUAAAAACCUUAAAGACUCCUUUCACAGCAAUGGCUGCGAUCAUAAAGGAAUUUGUCAGUCGAAACAAAAGGAGAUACCAGGAAGAUGGGUUCGACUUGGACCUUACAUAUAUAUACCCAAAUAUUAUAGCAAUGGGUUUUCCGGCUGAAAGACUUGAGGGUGUAUACAGGAAUAACAUUGACGACGUCGUAAGAUUCUUGGACUCGAAGCAUAAAAACUAUUACAAGAUAUAUAAUCUAUGUGCAGAAAGACAUUAUGAUACUGCCAAAUUUAACUGCAGAGUUGCACAGUAUCCAUUUGAAGACCACAAUCCUCCUCAGCUAGAGCUUAUUAAGCCUUUCUGUGAAGAUCUGGAUAAGUGGCUCAGUGAAAAUGACAAUCAUGUGGCUGCCAUUCACUGCAAAGCUGGAAAGGGACGUACGGGUGUCAUGAUUUGUGCGUACUUGUUACACCGAGGCAAAUUCAAAAAAGCACAAGAGGCUCUGGACUUCUAUGGUGAAGUUCGAACCAGAGACAAGAAGGGAGUGACUAUACCCAGUCAGAGGCGAUAUGUGUACUACUAUAGCUACCUUCUGAAGAAUAAGCUCGAGUACAAACCUGUGGCCUUGCUCUUUCACAAGAUGGUGUUUGAGACAGUGCCUAUGUUCAGUGGAGGGACCUGCAGGGAUUCUGCUGUAAAAAGCAAGAGUGAGCAGAUUCCACAUGGGUUCAGAAAAGCCAAUUGGCAUUGGGAUCCUCAGUUUGUGGUGUACCAGCUGAAGGUGAAAAUCCACACUUCCAACCCAGUGCACACAAGGCGAGAGGAGAAAUACAUGUACUUUGAGUUUCCGCAGCCGUUGCCGGUUUGUGGGGACAUCAAGGUGGAGUUCUUCCACAAGCAGAACAAGAUGAUGAAAAAGGACAAGAUGUUUCACUUCUGGGUGAACACCUUCUUCAUCCCUGGACCAGAGGAGAGCUCAGAGAAAGUUGAAAACGGAGGUUUAGUGAAGGAACUGGAUGGAAUCCAAACAACAGAACGGGGAGAGAAUGACAAGGAUUAUCUAAUCCUGACUUUAACCAAGAACGACUUGGAUAAAGCCAAUAAGGAUAAAGCCAACCGAUACUUCUCUCCAAACUUCAAGGUGAAGCUGUACUUCACAAAAACAGUGGAGGAACCAUCCAACUCGGAGGCCAGCACUUCUACAUCUGUAACCCCAGAUGUUAGCGAUAAUGAACCGGACCAUUACCGGUAUUCGGACACAACAGACUCGGACCCUGAAAAUGAACAGUAUGAUGAAGAACAGAUUACUAAAGUUUGAAAUAUUUUUAUGGGAAGAAAAAAAGAAACCAUACGUAAUAGAGUUGUAUAAAGGAGAAAACUUGAAUAUGAACUGAAAGCAAGUACUUUUUUUUUUUUUUUUCACCCACCAACCCCUCCUUUUUUUUUUUUUUGCUAAAUCUUUUUCCUCCAAGCAGAAGUAAGACACGUCACACAAAACGCCACCAGUUUUAGGGACAAAAAUGCGGACCAAUUUUUCAUUUGUCCAUCUGCCCCUCUCCGUGAAGUAUCAACACUGAUGUUCUGUGGAGAACGGCAUCAUGUAAAUACAUGUUCAUGCUGUAACACGAGAAAGGAAACCCGGUCAGAAUGGGAGAUCGUUUAUGGGAGACAUCCAGUGGAUAUUGAAAUUUGCUGCUCCAUCAACCUGUUGACACCAAGGCCAGUGCUUUAAUCAGCAUUCAUGCCCCCAUGUCUGUCCUACUUUAGUCUGUCCUACCUACUGUGAAACUCUUCUCAUGCUGCUGGAAGGCUGCCACGCUUCAGUCGGGCUCUGCAGUGGAAUAUUUCAGUGUGCUUUCAUCAUUUAUUAUUAUUACCACUGCUAAAGUGGAGGUGGUAAUGAUUCUUUUAAACUACAUGACAUUGGCAGUAAACACAAAGCUCCAUGUAUUAUUAUUAUUAUUUUGUUUGUCCUCCUCUUUUUUUAAUGCAAACACACAACACAACAGGGAAACCAGUGUUGCAAUAAUGUUGAUCGAAGGUGUGCAUGUUAUUGGAAUCAGUUUCCAUGUUGUCAAAUAAAUAGUAUACAAUGUU
Molecule: messenger RNA, 2655 nt
Organism: Pimephales promelas (fathead minnow)
Lineage: Eukaryota; Metazoa; Chordata; Actinopteri; Cypriniformes; Leuciscidae
Gene: ptenb
Product: phosphatase and tensin homolog B
Biological process (GO): protein dephosphorylation; negative regulation of cell population proliferation; phosphatidylinositol dephosphorylation
Cellular component (GO): cell projection; cytosol; nucleus
Molecular function (GO): phosphatidylinositol-3,4-bisphosphate 3-phosphatase activity; phosphatidylinositol-3,4,5-trisphosphate 3-phosphatase activity; protein tyrosine phosphatase activity
Source: RefSeq, a predicted model, not a curated record